AUGGGCAAUAACUGCUACUAUCAGAUCAUAAUCGUGGCGGUGGCGAUCGGCGGUAACAUUUUCAGCUGGCCCACGACGGAAGCCGUUCGUUAUGUGCCCAAAUGGAAGAAACAGGCCUGCGAGCUGCCGUCUGCGCAGAACGAAUACUCACACUACGUGUGCGACGACAAUGGCGACGUAAAAUGCUUGCCCGGUUGGACUGGAGAUCUGUGUGACGUCCCGAUCUGCAAAAAGGGAUGCGAUCCUCUGAACGGUUACUGUAAGCGACCGAACGAGUGCCGCUGCAAGCUAGGUUUCUACGGAGACAAUUGCAAUCGCUGCAUUCCACUGCCCGGUUGUCAGCACGGCGGUUGUCAGAUGUCCUUCGAAUGUGUCUGUCACAAAGGUUGGGAUGGAAUUUUCUGUUCCGAACCAACGUGCCGAGAAGACUGCCAUCCUUCGCGUGGAUAUUGUGAGAAACCUGGUGAAUGCCGCUGUCGUCUGGGUUGGUCGGGGCCAACUUGCCGGGACUGUCAAGUCCUACCAGGAUGCCAGCAUGGAACGUGCACGAAACCGUUGGAGUGUAAAUGUCUUCCAGGUUGGACCGGAAUUCUAUGUCAAACGCCAAUUUGCACCACUAACUGCAGUCGGGACCACGGAUACUGUCGCCGUCCCGGCGAAUGCCGCUGUCGUGUUGGUUGGAUGGGAGAUGAAUGCGGCAAAUGCCACCCGUAUCCAGGUUGUAAAAACGGUGACUGUCGAAGACCGUGGGAAUGCAACUGCCGACCAGGUUGGGGAGGAAUGCUGUGCGAUGAAGAACUAAACUAUUGCGAAAAGAAUCCGAACACUUGCCAGAACGGUGGAAAGUGCACCUCUCUAAUAAAGGCUGACGGCUUCUAUCGCUGCGAGUGCCCAUCUGGCUACAAGGGAGCCAACUGUGAAAUUCUGCCCCCUUCGAUGACUGUCAGUUCGACGACUACGACAGCCGCUACUACGAGCACUACCGAGCUGCCUGACAGUAACGAGGAGCAAGAGAACGAACAAAUGACCAGUUUGAGGCUGCAGAUCGGUAACGUGACGACUCAGUUUCCCGCCGACGAUGAUCUGAGCGAUGAGUUCAGCGCUGAAGAUGUUGACAAUGAAGCCUAA
Sabethes cyaneus is the source of this 1128-nucleotide messenger RNA. RefSeq names its product delta-like protein 1. Gene Ontology annotation, biological process: cell communication; anatomical structure development. The record is from RefSeq and is a predicted model, not a curated record. Gene Ontology annotation, molecular function: calcium ion binding; signaling receptor binding. NCBI's taxonomy places the organism in Eukaryota, Metazoa, Arthropoda, Insecta, Diptera, Culicidae. The transcript is spliced from 4 exons. The coding region runs from base 1 to 1128 and encodes 375 amino acids. Gene Ontology annotation, cellular component: cell surface; extracellular region; membrane.